Paraglomus occultum is the source of this 282-nucleotide messenger RNA. Lineage: Eukaryota; Fungi; Glomeromycota; Glomeromycetes; Paraglomerales; Paraglomeraceae. The record is from the annotation of a GenBank genome assembly.
GCAUGCAUAAAUGUAGGCCGUUAUUGUUUAUGGGCCAAAACCCAAGUAGGACCCAUUCCACAAAUACCCUUUGGUGUUUGUGAUGUGCAAGAUCCAGUACUAGAAGAAGGACAUUGGGGCCGGAUGCUUGUUAUCAAUUACUCAAUAGUUCUCAAAACAUUUAAUGGAAUGGAUAAGAAGGAUAUAAAUAGAGUCAAGUCAUUUUACACCAGAACAAAAAGGAUACAAUAUCUGGAGACAGUAGUCAAAAGUGAAGUCAGCCCGUCCAAUUCUAAUGCAUAA